CGGGAGUAGCUAGCACUUGACAAGGAGACUUGUGUGAUAGUAUCCUUUAAAACGAUAAAAUGAGUUUAUGGGUUGACAAAUACAGACCAACGACUUUAGCGAAGUUGGACUAUCACAAAGAACAAGCAAAUCAGCUUAAAAAUCUGGUACAAUGUGGCGACUUUCCACACUUACUGGUUUACGGUCCGUCUGGCGCGGGGAAGAAGACUCGCAUUAUGUGCCUGCUCCGCGAGCUGUACGGAGCGGGAGUCGAGAAACUCCGCAUUGAACAUCAGUCCAUCACGGCACCCUCUAAGAAGAAAAUUGAAAUUAAUACAAUUGCCAGCAACUACCAUUUGGAAGUGAAUCCAAGUGAUGCAGGGAACAGUGAUCGCGUGGUCAUUCAGGAGCUGAUUAAAACAGUCGCUCAGUCCCAGCAGAUCCAGUCCAGCACUCAGAGGGAGUUCAAAGUGGUCCUGCUGACGGAGGUGGACCGCCUCACUAAAGACGCCCAGCAUGCAUUGCGUCGCACGAUGGAGAAGUACACGGCUACCUGUCGGCUGAUCCUGUGCUGUAACUCGACCUCCAAGGUCAUCUCUCCUAUCCGCAGCAGGUGCCUGGCUGUGCGGGUUCCCCUGCCCAGCGUGGAGGAGGUGUGCAAUGUUCUGUCGAGCGUUUGCAGGAAAGAAGGCCUCCUUCUUCCCGGAGAGCUCGCAAAGCAGAUCGCAGAGAAAUCCGGACGCAACUUACGUAAAGCUCUACUCAUGUGUGAGGCAUGUCGAGUGCAGCAGUACCCUUUCUCUGCGGAUCAGGACAUCCCUGAGACAGACUGGGAGGUUUACCUUAGAGAAACUGCUCAUGCCAUUGUCAGCCAACAGAGUCCUCAGAGACUACUGGAAGUUCGAGCAAGACUGUAUGAGCUUCUGACUCACUGCAUCCCUCCAGAAAUCAUCAUCAAGGGCCUGGUCACAGAAUUGCUCAGUAACUGCGAUGGGCAUCUGAAACCCGAGGUGGCCCAGCUGGCGGCACACUAUGAGCACCGUCUUCAGCUGGGCAGCAAAGCCAUUUACCACCUGGAGGCCUUCGUUGCCAAGUUCAUGGCCAUUUACAAGAAGUUUAUGGAGGACGGACUGGACGGCUUCAUGUUCUGAUCUGUUUGCGAUCUUUGUGUGUGUGUGUGUGUGUGUGUGC
Chanos chanos (milkfish) is the source of this 1170-nucleotide messenger RNA. It is a transcript of the gene rfc3, whose product is annotated as replication factor C (activator 1) 3. The record is from RefSeq and is a predicted model, not a curated record. Gene Ontology annotation, cellular component: DNA replication factor C complex; nucleus. Bases 60 to 1130 code for a protein of 356 amino acids. NCBI's taxonomy places the organism in Eukaryota, Metazoa, Chordata, Actinopteri, Gonorynchiformes, Chanidae. Gene Ontology annotation, biological process: DNA repair; DNA-templated DNA replication. Gene Ontology annotation, molecular function: ATP hydrolysis activity; DNA clamp loader activity; DNA binding. The transcript is spliced from 9 exons.